Molecule: messenger RNA, 1752 nt
Organism: Musa acuminata subsp. malaccensis (wild Malaysian banana)
Lineage: Eukaryota; Viridiplantae; Streptophyta; Magnoliopsida; Zingiberales; Musaceae
Source: RefSeq, a predicted model, not a curated record
AUGGGUGGGAGCAAGGUAAAUCCUUCUUUGCAAGAACUGAAGCAUUUGAAGUAUUUGGAUUUGAGCAUGAAUAACUUCUCGGGUGCUCCUGUGCCCACAAUGAUCGCUUCACUGGUCCACUUGGAAUAUCUCAACCUAUCUAAUGCCAUGUUCGAUGGACUGAUUCCUCCUCAGCUGGGGAACCUCUCAAACCUACACUAUCUCGACCUUCAGGGAUGGUAUUAUGAUGAUCUUCUACAUGUUGAUGAUCUCGAUUGGCUCUCCCGUGUUCCUUCUCUAAAAUAUCUUGACAUGAGUUCUGUCAACCUCUCCAAGGUGACCAAUUGGUUUUAUGUAAUUAAUUCCAUUCCCGCACUCGAAGUGUUGCGUUUGAGCCAUGCAGACCUGCCAUAUGUUCCAUCUCCUUUGCCCACUUUUAAUCUGACAGCCAUCACUACGUUGGAUCUGUCUGGGAAUUCCAACGCCACGUCUGCCAUGCUAAGAUGGCUUUCUAACGCCACCAGCCUCGAGUACCUCCUUCUUUCUGGCUGUGGGAGUCUCACUAUCGAGUCGGUACAAGUUGCUCUAGGAGCUCUCCUUAAUCUGAAGAAAUUGGAUUUAUCAGCCAACUCCCUUAAAGGAGAAAUUCGUGAAAUUCUGAACAAUGUCAGUAGCAGGGGCCUGAAGCACUUGGAUUUGAGCUGGAAUCAAUUAUUUGGAGAUAUUCCUCCAGGGAGCCUUAGAGACCUGGAUGGAGAAAUUCCACCAACCGUAGGAAAAUUUGUCCGAUUGGAGUACCUAUAUUUGUCCAAUAAUGGCAUCAACGGAAAAAUACCACAGGCCAUCGGCAACCUCAGUAACCUAUUGGAAUUACAUUUAUCAGGCAACAAAAUUGUGGGAUGGAUACCACCGAGCAUCGGCAACCUCACCAACUUGGUUUUGGAUCUUUCUUCCAACAAUUUAUUUGGUAGCCUACCAUCAUCUCUAGGAAAUUUCACUGCCAUGGUUGAGGUACAAAAUAAAACAUGGUCAUGGCUUAAAGAAAACUAUUCUUAUAUCGAGAGCAGAUUAUUCACAUCAAAUGGAUUAAUAGUUGAAGAAUACUAUUCUUAUAGCGAGAGCAUCUUGCUAACUACAAAAGGGGAAAUUGCUGAUUACACAACCAUUCUCUCGCUCGUGACAUUCAUAGACUUGUCAAAUAAUCAGCUCUCUGGUGAAAUCCCAAAAGACCUGACAAAGCUUCUCGGAUUGCGCUUCCUAAACUUAUCCAACAAUCAUUUGACGGGGAGGAUUCCAGAAAAGAUGGGUGACAUGAAACUGUUAGAAUCACUUGACUUAUCUGUGAACAGUCUGACAGGGGAGAUACCUUCGAGCUUUUCUGCUAUGCAUUUCCUGGAACGUUUGAAUCUGUCUUACAACAACUUAUCAGGAAAAAUACCCACGAGUGGUCAAUUGUCGACCUUUGACUCAUGGACAUAUGUGGGUAAUAAAGGCCUUUGCGGUAUACCACUGCCAGAUUGCCCUGUUUAUCAAACUCCACCUGACGCCACAGUUAAACAUGAAGAUGAUGAGAAGCUCGACAAAUUAUUGGAGUACACCAGUGUUGUGAUCGGAUUUGUGGUUGGCUUUUGGCUGUUUAUUGGCACGCUCAUCAUGAAGCAGGCCAUCAGAUUCGCUUUCUUCCGAUGGAUCGACGAGGCCAGCGACUGGAUCUAUGUCCAGUUUGCAGUAAAGCUUGCGAAGCUCAAAUCCAAAUGGCAAACAACGACAUGA